AUGGCUCGUAUUGUAGCAGCUGAUGAAUCGCCGCCGUUUUACUCCGCGGAGCUCAACUCCAUCACCUCCGUGUCCGAUUCCACUUUAGGGCAACUUCUGAAGAACGUAAGUGACGUGAGGAAAGUAUCCAUUGGAGACGAGACUCCAGUUCAUGAAUCCUUAAACCGGGAAGACGACUAUGAUCUCGACCGUACUGUUCCUUUCGUUCUCACUUUCGACAAUCUCACUUACAACGUCUCCGUUCGCCGGAAACUCAACUUCCGCGAUCUCAUCCCACGGCGGAAAACAGAGGAUCCCGAGCUAGCUCUAACCGGAAGGCCGAAUACCAAAACACUCCUCAAUAACAUCUCCGGCGAGACUCGAGACGGAGAGAUCAUGGCCGUGCUCGGAGCUAGCGGGUCCGGGAAAUCAACUCUGAUCGAUGCAUUGGCGAAUCGGAUUGCUAAAGGAAGCUUGAAAGGAACGGUGAAGCUAAACGGAGAAACUCUUCAAUCUCGGAUGCUCAAAGUUAUCUCAGCCUACGUGAUGCAAGACGAUCUUCUCUUUCCUAUGCUCACCGUCGAAGAGACUCUGAUGUUCGCUGCUGAUUUCCGUCUCCCGAGGAGUUUACCGAAAUCGAAGAAGAAGCUUCGUGUUCAAGCUUUGAUCGAUCAGUUAGGAAUCAGAAACGCCGCUAAAACGAUUAUCGGCGACGAAGGUCACCGUGGAAUCUCCGGUGGUGAAAGGAGACGUGUUUCGAUCGGGAUCGAUAUAAUCCACGACCCGAUUCUUCUCUUCCUCGACGAGCCUACGUCAGGUUUGGACUCGACGAGCGCGUUCAUGGUGGUGAAAGUGUUGAAGAGGAUUGCGCAGAGUGGCAGUAUCGUAAUUAUGUCGAUUCACCAGCCCAGCCACAGAGUUCUUGGUUUGCUCGACCGGUUAAUCUUCCUCUCUCGUGGCCACACCGUCUACAGCGGAUCUCCGGCGAGUCUUCCGCGUUUCUUCGCCGAGUUCGGGAAUCCGAUUCCGGAGAACGAGAAUCGAACCGAAUUCGCGUUAGAUCUCAUCCGUGAGCUUGAAGUAUCCGCCGGAGGAACGAGAGGAUUAGUCGAAUUCAACAAAAAAUGGCAAGAGAUGAAGAAGGAGAACAACCGUCAACCGCCGCUGACUCCUCCUGCGUCGCCGUACCCGAAUCUAACAUUAAAAGAAGCAAUCGCGGCAAGUAUCAGCAGAGGGAAGCUAGUUUCCGGCGGGGAAUCCGCCGCGAUCCCACACGGCGGAGGAAACGCAACCACCACAACCUUAUCCGUCCCUGCAUUCGCAAAUCCAUUCUGGAUCGAAAUCAAAACUCUCACGAAACGCUCAAUGCUUAACUCUCGAAGACAACCGGAGCAAUUCGGAAUGCGAGUCGCCUCUGUCGUUAUCACCGGAUUCAUAUUAGCCACCGUCUUCUGGCGAUUAGACAAUUCCCCGAAAGGAGUCCAAGAGCGGCUAGGUUUCUUCGCCUUCGCGAUGUCAACAAUGUUCUACACCUGCGCCGAAGCACUUCCCGUAUUCCUCCAGGAACGUUACAUCUUCAUGAGAGAAACCGCUUACAACGCUUACCGGAGAUCCUCCUACGUUCUCUCACACGCUAUCGUCUCCUUCCCGUCGCUCAUCUUCCUCUCUCUCGCCUUCGCAGCGACGACGUUUUGGGCUGUGGGCUUAGACGGAGGCCCAAUGGGUCUACUGUUUUACUGUUUGAUCAUAUUAGCCUCGUUCUGGUCAGGAAGCUCUUUCGUCACGUUUAUAUCAGCAAUUGUUCCAGAUGUGAUGCUCGGUUUCACAAUCGUCGUCGCCAUUUUAGCUUACUUCUUGCUCUUCAGUGGAUUCUUCAUCAACAGGAAUCGAAUCCCAGAUUACUGGAUUUGGUUUCACUACAUCUCUCUGGUGAAAUAUCCAUACGAGGCGGUUCUGCAGAACGAGUUCUCUGAUGCGACCAAGUGUUUCGUGAGAGGAGUUCAGAUUUUUGACAACACGCCGUUGGGGGAGUUACCGGAGGUGAUGAAGCUGAGGCUGCUCGAUACGGUGAGCCGCUCGCUAGGGACGACGAUUUCGAGCUCGACGUGUUUGACCACUGGUGAUGAUAUUCUCAGGCUGCAAGGAGUUACUCAACUGAGCAAAUGGAAUUGCUUGUUUGUCACGGUAGCUUUUGGGUUCUUUUUUAGGAUAUUGUUUUACUUCUGUUUGUUGCUCGGAAGCAAGAACAAGAGAAGGUGA
Molecule: messenger RNA, 2238 nt
Organism: Microthlaspi erraticum
Lineage: Eukaryota; Viridiplantae; Streptophyta; Magnoliopsida; Brassicales; Brassicaceae
Source: the annotation of a GenBank genome assembly